Nicotiana tabacum (common tobacco) is the source of this 1077-nucleotide messenger RNA. The record is from RefSeq and is a predicted model, not a curated record. NCBI's taxonomy places the organism in Eukaryota, Viridiplantae, Streptophyta, Magnoliopsida, Solanales, Solanaceae.
UUAACCAAACUCUCUAGUUUCAAAAGCUAUAUUUAUCUCACUUUCUUCCUACUAAUAUUUUGUGACCAUGAGUGAAACCAUAACAAAUCCCACUGACUGGCUACAAAUCUAUCAACAUGCCCUCUCCGGUCAACCUCAAACCUCUCCGCCGUUAACCACCGUCUUCAGCAGCGGCCAACUCUCCGACGCCACGGUGGUCACCACCACACCAUCUUCCACUAGUCCUGGUCAUCAUGGCCCAUUGGGCCGUGGUUCCAGGACCAUUAGAAGAAGAUCCAGGGCUUCAAGGCGAACCCCAACAACUGUACUCAAUACAAACACAACCAAUUUCCGAGCCAUGGUUCAACAGUUCACUGGGAGCCACAGUGAACCAUUUUCAUUUUCAGGACUUGAACCCGAGACGUUUAGGUCAAGAAAUAUUAAUCUUCAUCAGCAGAUAGUGAAUCCUAGUACUACUCCUAGUGCUUAUAAUAUACAGUUUCAGCAGCAAGUACAACAAACUUUGCCCUACACAAAUCCUCCCCCUCAGGGUCACAAUAUUGGCCAUGAAGCUUUUUUUCAUAGACUAGGCAACAGUUCUUCUAGAUCUAGUAUGGAGGUUUCUGAAAAUUUGAUUAUGGAUGAUAGGACUCUGUUUCCUCCUCAACAUCAACGACGAGGACAAGAAUGAAGAAAAUGUUUACGUACGUACCAUCAAGAAGUGUGGUGUAAUGGUGGGAUGAACGAGAUUUUUUCGGUCCUAAUAUCUCAAGUUCGAACCUUAGGAAUAAAGAAAUUAUCGGUGACGGAACAUACAGGCGAAUUUAAAUUAAUAGUUUGGAACCACGACUUAUAGCUUCUGACUUUUCAACCAAGUAAGAAAAAUUGAUCUUUUGUACAUAAAAAGCCAUGCAAGUCGAUCCGCUUCUCUUUUUUUCUCUUUUAUAUACUAUACCUUCUCUUUUUUCUUGGCAUAGGAAUGUAACUUUACUUGCUUUUUGUUCUUUUUUGACAUGUAAUUUUGUUGUUGUUUUCUGUAUAGUACUUCUUAUCUGGUAUAAAUAUGGAAUGAUGGAAGAUCAAGUUUUAACUUUUCCA